AUGUUCAACAGGUUAUUUGGGAAGCCCAAGGAGCAGGCCAACGCCGGCGCGUUGGCCACUUUGGAUAAGUUAAACGAGACUCUUGAUAUGCUGGAGAAGAAAGAGAAAGUGUUAGAGAAAAAAGCAGGUGCUGAGCUUGAGAGGGCCAAGGAGUUCUCAAAAGCAAAGAAUAAAAGAGCGGCUAUCCAAUCAUUGAAGAGGAAAAAACUUUAUGAGCAGCAAAUUGAGCAGCUUGGGAAUUUCCAGUUGAGAAUCCAUGAUCAGAUGAUCAUGUUAGAAGCUGCUAAAGCUACGACAGAGACUGUUGAUGCAUUGAGGACUGGAGCUAAAGCUAUGAAAGCAAUGCAAAAAGCAACAAAUAUCGACGAUGUCGACAAGACUAUGGAUGAAAUUAAUGAACAGACAGAAAACAUGAAACAAAUACAAGAUGCUCUGUCAUCUCCUCUUGGAGCUUCUGCUGAUUUUGACGAGGACUACUGGAGCCUGUUGUAA
This is a messenger RNA of Triticum turgidum subsp. durum (durum wheat), 492 nucleotides long. The record is from the annotation of a GenBank genome assembly. NCBI's taxonomy places the organism in Eukaryota, Viridiplantae, Streptophyta, Magnoliopsida, Poales, Poaceae.